Molecule: messenger RNA, 912 nt
Organism: Trichomonas vaginalis G3
Lineage: Eukaryota; Parabasalia; Trichomonadida; Trichomonadidae
Exons: 1
Coding region: 1-912 (303 amino acids)
Source: RefSeq, a predicted model, not a curated record
AUGCUAUUAUCUGAAACCAAGGGUGACACAUCAUCAUUAGAUGCUGCCCCUCAUGAAUAUGAUGCUGUGACAGAGAAUUUUGGAAGCGUAUAUUCACGAAGAUCACCUAAUUAUAAAACAUCAGCGAGCAAAGGCGGAAAGCGAUUGCCAGAUUAUGCGUUCGAAAAAUCGGAAAUGGCUACAGAUAUUGAGUAUCUAAGGAAGCAACAAAGCUUAAAAAAUGAAAAGCGAGAUGAACUUGAAAAUGGAGGCCACGGAAAAAGAGCAAGAAGUUCAGCGAAAUGCCCACCAGAGUAUAUCGAACCCAAAGUACAAUCACCUCCUCGAGAUAUUAGAAAAAUACCUGAUUCCGAAAUACAAAAUAAAUCUUUACUUAAAAAGCCAGAACCAAAGUCGGUUCCUACCACUCCUAUGCUUGAUUCCAUAAAUACUUCAUCAAGGCCAAAGCCGAUUGUACAAUUUAAUGUGGCCCCACAAGCAGCAAGAGAUGUAUUUAGACCUCCUACUCCAAUUCCAUUUAUGCCUAGAGUUAAUUCAUUGCCAUAUGUAGGCGCUCCAGAUGAUCCAUUCGAUUUACCAAACGUUGAAGAUAACUAUAAUUUACAAACUUCCAUAGGAGAAGACGCAUUUGAUUUGUCAUACAGUAACACACCAAUAGUAUCUCGAUCUAACUCUAUUUCGCAAAAAUCAAUUCCACUAGAUUCGGAAUACCUUCCUCCAUUAGAAUUAAAUUACCCUCAAUAUCCUCGUGUUGAAUCUCCAUUAUCACCUAGAAGUUCUCCUUCAAUCAGAGAAAGGACACCAAUAGAUGAAUUAUUUCCAAUACGAAACAAAGCCCCUGUAUACAAAAGAACUUGGUUUAUUGUUAUUAUGAUUCUUGCAUUACUUUUGCUUAUUCUCUUUUUCUUGUAA